Molecule: messenger RNA, 4943 nt
Organism: Drosophila guanche
Lineage: Eukaryota; Metazoa; Arthropoda; Insecta; Diptera; Drosophilidae
Gene: Magi
Product: membrane-associated guanylate kinase, WW and PDZ domain-containing protein 1
Exons: 6
Coding region: 838-4581 (1247 amino acids)
Biological process (GO): hippo signaling
Cellular component (GO): cytoplasm
Molecular function (GO): protein binding
Source: RefSeq, a predicted model, not a curated record
UCGUGAACAUGAAUGAACGUGUCGUUGUCGUCGACAAGAAAACAACAGAAUAGUGUCGAAUUCAAAAGAGUCCGUUAAAAUAGUCAAAAAUAUCGUCGCAAACUAUUAUAUCAGAAUAUUCUGUCGCGGUUUGGUGUUAUAUAUUUCCAGCGGGAAAAAUCCAAUUGCGUUUAAAUGCAAUUUUAGUGGAAAAUCAUAAAUACCAUUAAACACUUGGAGUGAUCGGUGGGCAACUCGUUUUUCUCAGACCACGAGCGUCUCGGCAGGUUUGAACGUGUUUCCAAGAGGUACGCAGCAGCGCUACCAACAACAAGUUCAAUCUUGGCCAUAUUAUCACAGUUAGCAAGUGGGAACGCUCCGGCAUCUGCAUCUGCGUCUGUGUGUGUGUGUGUCUUUUUCGCGCUCGUGUGUUUUGCGCCAUUUGGAAAACGCGUUUGCGGUUUUCAUCGCCUCAAUCCGAAAUAAAAAGUCGAAAUAAAAUGGAAAGUGCUUGUGCCAAUCGCCUCUCCGAUACUGCUGAUCUCUAAACAAACCUGAACAACAACAAGAAAAGCUUCUUGCCACUGCGAUGCGAUGCCAGCGAAUGGGGAUGCUCAAUGACAAAUGAAUUAAAGCCCCAAAGCACCAAGAAGCGCUCAGAGUUUAGCUAAACAAUCCCGCAACACACAGAGAACAGAAAACAGAGAACAAACACACGAAACGAGUAUUGAAUUACCCAAGUGAAUUAUCCAGCCGAUCGAAUGCAAUGGCAAAGCAAAUCGUUAGUGGUUAGCUACAGACUAUAGAAAAACGAUUUAACCCAACGGUGGAGAGGAGAGAAGAGCAGAGCGGAUUAAAAUGCCAAUAAUAACAGCAACAACAACGACUAUAGCUGGCGGGGGAGCGGCCGUGGCAGCCAGAGGCGCACCAAUGGCCAAGACAACAGCAGCUUCAUCGUCUGCCGCUGAUUACCUAAUGCUCCAACAACAACAACAGCAGCAGCAGCAGCAGCACUUUACCAAUCACUUCUAUCAACAGCAACAGCAACAGCCGCAGCAGCAGCAGCAACAGUUGGCGCCUCUGAAUGCUUCCCACCAACACUCGCACUCACAUCCACAUCCACAUCCUGCUGCCAGUGCCAGUGGCGGUGGCAGUGGCGUUGCCGGUGCUCCGGUCUCAACUAGUUUUGCAGCAUUUAACGGAAACUCGAAUCUAAGUUCUAGCCUGGCAAACGGAAGUGGCAAGAAAUUCAGCGACAGCGUUGAUGAUAAUUGUGAGGCCGCUGCAAGUGGCUCAGAGUUGGCUGGUAACGGCAAUGCGGAUAAGUCUGCGAUGGCGCCACCCGGCAUCCACCACCACCUCCAUCACCAUCUGCCCCCACCGCCGCCGCCGGCAGUGAAGAAAUCCGCCCCUGCAACAGCGGCUGCCACAGCUGGGAACUCAGCCUCUCGCGAAGAUGUGGCCUCGCUGAGUGGCACCUCCUCGCUGAACAGCCAGAUGUCGGCGGUGCACAAUCAGUACAUCGCUGGACUGCCUGGUAAUGGAAUCAAUAAUGGAAUCAACGGUGGCCCAGCCAUAGGACGACCGCCAGGACACCCGAGCAGCAUACUGAAAGGCAGCAAAGAGAAUCUUCUGCAGAACACGUACUACAACGGUGAGGCUGGUGAUGGCAGUUUGGGCAGCGAGUGUGGAGGCGGAGAUGGCAACCAUGAGGAUCCGGGCGAUGGCCUGGGACCACUGCCUCCUAAAUGGGAGACCGCCUACACCGAACGCGGUGAAUUGUACUUCAUCGACCACAACACUGGAACCUCCCAUUGGCUGGAUCCUCGCCUGUCCAAGUACCAGAAGAAGUCGCUGGAGGAUUGCUGUGAGGAUGAGUUGCCUUAUGGCUGGGAGAAGAUCGAGGACUCCAUGUAUGGCAUGUACUUUAUCGAUCAUGUGAAUCGCAGGACGCAGUACGAGAACCCCGUGUUGGAGGCCAAGAGGAGAGCUGCCGAGCAGCGUCAGCAGCAGCAGCAACAACAGCAGCAGCAACAACAACAGCAGCUUCAACUCCAGCAACAGCAGCAACAACAACAACAAAACCAUCAGCAGCAGCUGGAGCAAGAGCAACGUUCCAAGACACCAACGGCAGUGGAUGGAACUCAUCUUCCUGCGGAGGUUGAGGAUGAAGCGCCACUCAAGCUGCUUUACAAGUUCACCCGCAAUCCCGCAGAGCUACAGGGUCAGCGCAUCAACACCACGCUGCUCAAGUCCACCCGUGGCCUGGGAUUCACCAUCGUUGGUAGCGACGGAAGCGCUGGCGGCGAUGUUGAGGAGUUUUUGCAAAUCAAAACAGUGGUGCCCAAUGGUCCCGCCUGGUUGGAUGGCCAGCUGCAGACCGGCGACGUUCUGGUGUAUGUGAACGACACCUGCGUUCUGGGCUACACGCAUCACGAUAUGGUCAACAUAUUCCAGUCGAUACUGCCCGGAGAGAGGGCUGCCCUGGAGGUUUGUCGCGGCUAUCCGCUGCCCUUCGACCCCAAUGAUCCCAACACGGAGGUGGUGACCACCAUGGCUGUGGCCCUGGCUGUCGAUGGACGCGACUCCGACAAGCAGCGGCGCCUCAACAUGGAUGGGAAUUACAACUUCUUGGACCUGUCAGGCGAAGGGGCCGGCAAGACGAGUGCCAGUGGCAGUGGCUUUAUUCUGAUGAAAAAGCCGGAACUCUACACCUUCUCGAUAAUGAAGGGAGCCAUGGGAUUCGGCUUCACCAUUGCCGACUCUGCCUGCGGCCAAAUCGUUAAGAAGAUUCUCGAUCGUAGCUGCUGCACGCAGUUAAUGGAGGGCGAUGUCCUGCUCGAGAUCAAUGGAAUCAAUGUUCGUAACAAGCCGCACUUCUAUGUGGUAGAGCUGCUAAAGGAGUGCAGCCAGACGACGCCUACAGCCGUGAAGAUCCAACGCACGCCUCCCGACCCACCUGCCAACCCGCUAAGUCAGCUCAGUCAACUCAAUCAGGUGGGGAACGUGGCCAAGCUGCGCAAGAACUUUGUGGGCAGCGGUCUCUUCCGCAGCAAGACACCCACGGCGGACCUGUACAGCACCCAAGUCAAAGAGGUUCUCCCCAUGCGUCCGAAGACGCCUCUGGUGGACACACGACGUGCCAGGGUACAGACGCCCAGCAAUGAGGUGGACGGCAACGACGUUUCAGCAGACGAGACGGAGGCGAGAAAAGCUCUUCAGCAGCACGCUCAAGGCAAGUCGAACAACAGUCUUCAGGAGCUUGACGACAUACCCUUCAUGGACCCCUAUCCAAAGAUGGUCAGUCGACUGAGCGAACGCCUGGCCGAGGCCUCACUGCAGACGGAUAAUGGAGGUGGCAUCUAUGGACUGCCUCCCAGCAUGCAGCCGUUGCCGCUGCCACUGACCCACCACGAAUCCUGCUACUGCUACGACUGCCAGGCCCAGCGUUAUCGUCCGGGAUACUUUGUGCCGCAGCAGCAGUCCUCGAUCCCCGGAGGAAGCGGCCAGUACUCGCCCCUGCAGGCGGCUCACAUCCAGAACGAGCGAAUACAGCGGCGUGUUAACGAGCUGCUCAGCGAUCGCAGGCGUGUGGGCUUUGCCAACCUCGAUCCUCCGCAGCAGCAGAUGCAGCACUCGCCCAGCUGGCGCAAUGGAGCCUUGCUCGAUGCCUCCGAGGAUGCAGACCAGUGCGAGCUGACCGAGGUGACACUGGAGCGUCAGGCUCUGGGCUUUGGCUUCCGCAUUGUCGGUGGCACCGAGGAGGGCUCCCAGGUGACCGUCGGGCACAUUGUUCCAGGUGGAGCAGCGGACCAGGAUCAGCGCAUAGCCACCGGCGAUGAGAUACUCAGCAUCGAUGGCAUCAAUGUGCUAAACUCUUCGCAUCACAAAGUCGUCUCUUUGGUGGGUGAGUCUGGUCUUCGGGGCCAAGUUACCAUGAUUCUGCGACGUCGCCGAGGUCCACUCCUGCAGCAGGCUUCUCCACAUGUAACGCAGAUGCGACGAUAUCCCUACGAUGUCAUUGUCAGCCGACAUGAGAACGAGGGCUUUGGCUUUGUCAUAAUAUCCUCAUCGAAUCACUAUUACGGCUCGACCAUAGGAAAACUUAUUCCCGGCAGUCCGGCGGAUCGUUGUGGGGAGCUGAAGGUGGGCGAUCGCAUUAUAGCCGUAAAUCGGAUCGAAAUAGCUGGCAUGUCGCACGGCGAUGUUGUGAAUCUCAUCAAGGAGUCGGGUCUGCAUGUGCGUCUCACAAUCGGCUGUCCCCUGAAGGAGGGUGGACCCAGUCCUGGAGGCAGCAGUGCUGGUCUGGGCAGCAAUACACCACUCCAGGUAUCUCCCAGUCAGCUUAAAGCGCCAUCACACCAGCAACAACAGCCGCAGCUACCGCAGCAAAACCAUCAAAGCACUCAACAGCAUCAUAUGCAACAGCAACAUAUCCAGCAGCAACUCCAACAGCAACAGCAGCAGCAUCAGCUCCAUCACCCCCAGCAACUGGAGAUGCCCAUGUCAAUGCCCAUGCCAGGACACGGUGGCUAUAUGGAGCGACCCAGCAACAAUAUUGCGGCCACUCUGGCCCUUCAUCAACAGCAGCCACAGUUAUGACUCUGAGAUCUACGAAUCCGGCUCUACAAGAGCUUUCUCUAGGGCUAGUAGGCGUCCGCGCUCGUGCUCGAUCGUAGGGAGAACUGUUUGUAAUUAGUACUUCAUUAGGUAACCCCAAAGACUGAAUUUCGUAAGCCUCUGUAAAUCUAAACUCUUUACGAAUCUCGAGACGUUUCGUGAAUGCAUCUUUUAUACCAGUUUUUAUUCGAAAUCCCAUUAAGUGGCCUAGGCUAAGAGACAUUAUCCAGACAUUACGCGUAUAGGCAUAUCAGAUUGUGAGAUAUUUACUGCAUUUUACUUGCUGUUUUAUGUAUAUUCUAAUAUUAGAUUGUAAAUGUAAAAAAAAAUCCAAUUAUGCCUUA